Molecule: messenger RNA, 4249 nt
Organism: Perca fluviatilis (European perch)
Lineage: Eukaryota; Metazoa; Chordata; Actinopteri; Perciformes; Percidae
Gene: slc34a2a
Product: solute carrier family 34 member 2a
Exons: 13
Coding region: 501-2420 (639 amino acids)
Biological process (GO): intracellular phosphate ion homeostasis; sodium-dependent phosphate transport
Cellular component (GO): apical plasma membrane; vesicle; brush border
Molecular function (GO): sodium:phosphate symporter activity
Source: RefSeq, a predicted model, not a curated record
UCUAUCUCACUACUCCUCUCCAAUGGAUCCACCGGCUGGAGCUAUUAUCACUCUGAGGCAUGUGAAGUACUUUUGUUAAGGCGAUAAUUUCUAUUUUGAAUGAAUGGACACAUUUGCAAAACAGACAAACACACCAAAGAACCUUAUAUGAAUCUCAGGCAGUAAGGUAUUUAGUAAAUGUAUACAGGUUAACAACAGCAGGUGCAGGUAGACACCACCAACUCAAGACCUAUCACUAUCAGGAACAAUAUGAGUUGGAUUGCGACACAAUUUACAGAGAUUACAACAGUGUCAGGUAAGACUAAUCAAGGUUUGAAAGGUGUGUUCAUCUUAUCUAUGAGACGGAAGUGUCCCUGGUGAUGUGAACACUGCACAUCACACUCCCCUCUGCCCUCCAAGGACCCCAUCGCCCCCACCUCCCCCAACCUUUCACUCCACCUGCGUGGAUGAAGCACUUCUAAACCUGAAGCCCAGGUGAGCUCAGCGCAGACACAGGAAGCAUGGACACACUACACCUGCCACAGCCAAUGGCUGCUCAAAUCAAUGAGGACAAAGCGAGCCACGCACACUGGACUGUGACUCCGAUUGAGGAGGAGCAGGAGGCUGCAGACCCAUGGGACAUGCCAGAGCUGAAGGACACAGGGGUCCCAUGGUCAGCUCUGGAUACCAAGGGGAAAGUGUUGAGAGUGUUGGUGUCGGUGGGGAAGUUCAUCCUGCUGCUGGGUUUCCUCUACAUGUUCAUCUGCUCUCUCGACAUCCUCAGCUCCGCUUUCCAGCUUGUUGGAGGUAAAGCAGCAGGUGACAUCUUUCAGGACAACACAGUUCUGUCCAACCCUCUGGCUGGUCUGGUCAUUGGUGUUCUGGUCACUCUGCUGGUCCAGAGCUCAUCCACUUCCUCCUCCAUAGUUGUCAGCAUGGUGUCCUCUGGAUUGCUAACGGUCCAGCUGGCUGUUCCUAUCAUCAUGGGCACCAACAUCGGCACCUCUGUCACCAACACACUAGUCGCCAUGACGCAGGCUGGUGACCGCAGCACCUUUCGCAGGGCUUUUGCAGGGGCCACUGUUCACGACUUCUUCAACUGGCUCUCUGUGCUGGUGCUGCUGCCUCUGGAGGUCGCCACUGGUUAUUUGUACGUGGUCACCAAGCUCAUCAUUGACUCUUUCAAAAUUGAGAGUGGAGAGGCCCCGGACCUGUUAAAUGUGAUCACUGAUAUUCUCACUGAGUCAAUUAUACAGUUGGAUCAGUCUGUCAUUAGUGGGAUUGCCACAGGAGACCCAGAAGCCAGGAAUAAGAGUCUCAUCAAGAAAUGGUGCCAAACCUUCACCAACUCAACCUUAAUGAACGUCACAGUUCCUGGUCCAGAGAACUGCACAUCUCCAUCUCUCUGCUGGUUCGAUGGCAACUACACCUUCACACUGAAGAACAUUUCUGAAACGUACAAUGUCCAGAGAUGUAAGCAUCUCUUUGUUAAUGUGAAUCUGCCUGACCUGGCAGUGGGUCUGAUCCUGCUGGCUCUUUCUUUGCUGGUGCUCUGCUCCUGCCUGAUCCUGAUCGUCAAGCUGCUCAACUCCAUGCUGAAGGGACAGGUGGCUGCAGUCAUCAAGAAGAUCCUUAACACUGAUUUCCCUUUUCCAUUUGGCUGGGUCACAGGUUACAUUGCCAUUUUAGUUGGAGCUGGAAUGACCUUCAUUGUGCAGAGCAGUUCGGUUUUCACUUCUGCUAUUACUCCACUUGUUGGUAUUGGUGUCAUCAGCAUAGAAAGAGCAUACCCGUUGUCUCUGGGUUCAAAUAUUGGCACAACCACCACAGCCAUCCUGGCAGCUAUGGCGAGUCCUGGAGACACACUGGCUAAUGCUCUACAGAUUGCCCUUGUGCACUUCCUGUUCAACAUCUCUGGCAUUAUUCUGUGGUAUCCAAUCCCCUUCACCCGCGUCCCUAUCCGGCUGGCGAAAAGCCUGGGGAACAUCACCGCCUCUUACCGCUGGUUUGCUGCCAUCUACAUAAUCUUUUUCUUCUUCGUUUUACCGCUCUUCAUCUUCAGCCUGUCACUGGCCGGCUGGCAGGUACUGGUAGGCGUGGGUGCACCUCUCGUUGUCAUAUUGAUCAUCAUCAUAGUGAUCAACACACUGCAGAAAUGGAAACCUGGGUGUCUGCCUGCAGCACUGCGAUCCUGGGACUUCCUCCCGCUGUGGGCCCACUCCCUGGCUCCCUGGGACAAAGUGGUUGGUGUGAUUACCACCAAAUGCUGUUGCUGCUGCAAAUGCUGCCAAAUUUCUGCUGAUGAUCAAGAACCCAGCGAUAAAGAACCAGUGGGAAAUAACAACACAGAGGUGUAUGAUAACCCUGCAAUGAGUGCAGAGAAGGAGGUGGAAAAUGAGAUCAAUUUAGAGCUAAAGAUUCUGAAGAUGACCAAGCUUUGAGAUUUUGUAUACAUAUUAGGUGUGUGACUAUUUGUGUAUGAUGCAAAGACAUGCAUUGGUCAUGCACAAGGACAAAACACAUUUAGGCAAAACUCUUAAAUGUUUGUAAUAUUUAUGCUAUUACUUUAGUGUAAGAUGGGAAAUGGCUAUAUAGAAUUAAAACUGUCUGCGUAUCAACAAAAUGCACAUGUAGGAAAGUGUUGGUCUUUCAGCUGCAUGGUGUUAACUGAGGUGGCCUUUAAAGGAUAAGGCUUGCAAUAUUCAUUUUUGUUUUGUUUGUUAUAUUCAACAAAUCCCACAAUUCAUUAGUCAUCUCUCAAUACUCUAUGACUUGCCUCAAUACUUUAUGACUUUCCAUACCCAGUCUGUGGCUUUCAGCUUCAAGCAAUGUUAAAAACGGCUCACAAAUAUCUAGUUUAAUUUUUAAAAAGGCAAAAUAAUUUCCUAAAGCAGCUGGGCACUGUAGUUUAUAACAAUCAAUACUUAAACAGAAGGAAAUAGUGCAUUUAUUGUGGACUAUUUUCAGCUGUGGAGUAAUACAAUUCUAGUGAGCAUUUCCGGGAGCAGGAGGGUGUUAUAUAAUAAAUAAUCAGGGGAUUUGUGGACAAUAUUAAAAUAUAAAAUAUCACCAGACUAAUAUAGUAUUUGAGUUUCCAACUUUAGCUCAACAGAAUAAAUCACAAUUUAAAAAUUUUCAAAUAUAGUUAUUGGGUUUUUAUCUUAUAAUGCGAUAACUGAAUUGAUGAAAUACAAAUAAGGUGUAUGUUGUUGAACAAAGUCAAUACAAACAAAGCAAACAGUUAUUGAAAGAGCACAGCAAUGCAAAGUUUAUAGGCAAUUGUUUAAAUGUGAAAACUCUUGAGGAUGCCAUGGGCUUUGUGCACAAACAUACAGUAGCCUACAGUCAGUCAGGAUCAUAUCUGCACAAAACCACAGACUUGAAAAAAUGAGGUUGAAUCUUUUUUUAUUUACAAAAGAAAAAAAUCUUGUUUUUACUGUGUAUAAAGACACAUUGAGAUCCUUAUCACAUCGUUUUAAGGUGUAAAAAUUAUUUUGUAAUUGACGGAUAAUUGUAUUCAAGGAAUAUGUAUUUUAAAAAUUAGAUGUGCAUCUAACUAAAUGUUUUGAACUUUUAAUGCUGAGUUGUAUAUUGAUUCUCCAUAAUACCUAUUUAAAAAUAAAAGAUAAAAGUUAUACUUAAUUGAAAGGUUUUUUUUCUACUGACCUGGCAGAAACCACUAGACUCAUCAUUUUUAAUGUUCCCAGAUUACAUCUGACCCUAUAUAAUGGGUAUGAUAAGAGAUGAAUUGCUCUACUAUCAGUGUUAUCUGAAGACUUCUCUGAGUAAGGCAUUUUGGGAAUGAACAAUUAUGGUAAAAGGGAGGAAAAGAGUUGAGAGUACAGUUCAGAGUAACAAACAUGCUCCGUAUCUCAAAGUGUCAUAAACUUUAUCAACAUCAUUAUUACUAUUAUAAGUGUUAUUAAUCAUUUACUAUUUUUGUAAUGGCUGUCUUACAGAAAGUCAGGUAGUUUGCUGUUACUUGUUUAUGACUGUUCUGUUGCAUUUGUGAGCUUUUUUCUUUUUUAAGUGUCUGGGCGAAACACAACCAGUGUCCAGGAAACUGUUGUGCCGACUGCUAUGUCACAUGUCAGUAAACCUUGUGCAAACAGCAUGAGAUGGAUUAUCAAUAUGUCAAUAACGAGGGCACACAACUGUGCCAAAGUGCACAAACCUCCACAGGACACUUUCCACAUGGUCAACUGACACUUACUUAAAGUAAAUAUGUACAUUUACUCAAGGGAUUAAAUGUAGAUAUGAAAUCUGAAAA